AUGGUGGUAACUUUGGAAGUGGCUCAAGGACCCUCGGUGUGGGGCCUCGGUGGCAUCGGUGAUGUCCCCCACUCCUCCGAUGCUACUCAUGACCUGACCGGCGGGGAGGGCGAGGGGGAACCUGGGCUCUCUCCGAACUAUGAUCACGAACACAAGGAAUUUCCAAAAAACCAACCAAUAAAAAUCUCUUUCCGUUAUCCAUUGACUCAACACAACACCCUCACUUGGGACACCACAUUGAUUAAGAACAACUUGUACAUCGAAAUACCCAACGGAUGCUUACCAGACGCUUCGAAAGAGGCGUUUGUAGCUCUGUUGGAGUAUGCAGAAGAGGUGUUGCGGUGCCAUCAUGCUGUCGUUUGCUUCAAAAAAGAUCGAAUGGACAGAGCCAUACUCAUACGAACAUUCAUGUUCUUGGGGUUCUAUCUCGUCCCACCAGGCAACGAAUUAGCGUUGGGACCUGCAGCACCUGAUUACGUCUUUCUGGUGUACAAGAUUGACUAAAUAAAAGGGGUUUCUGGACGCGGAAAGUGAACAAAAAACAAAUCAUCUUCAUUAUUAAAUACAUACUACAGUCUAUUCUAAAAAAAUUAUUACUACACAGACACAUUAUUAUUCGUUUUCUUCUUCAUUUAGAACCGACAUAACUUGGUUUUCGGAAUGUUGAAUCAUUUAUGAUAUAUUAUUAUGUACAAUACUAGUGAGACGACUAAUAACCACACUGCUGCUUCUUUAUCCAUAUGUAUAUGAACUGUAACUAUUAAAGAAUUUUCUCCUCAUUAUUGUCACAAACUUAAAACUCA
Molecule: messenger RNA, 803 nt
Organism: Folsomia candida
Lineage: Eukaryota; Metazoa; Arthropoda; Collembola; Entomobryomorpha; Isotomidae
Gene: Oda
Product: ornithine decarboxylase antizyme 2
Exons: 5
Coding region: 1-504 (167 amino acids)
Biological process (GO): positive regulation of protein catabolic process
Cellular component (GO): cytoplasm; nucleus
Molecular function (GO): ornithine decarboxylase inhibitor activity
Source: RefSeq, a predicted model, not a curated record